This is a messenger RNA of Odobenus rosmarus divergens (Pacific walrus), 665 nucleotides long. It is a transcript of the gene BET1L, whose product is annotated as Bet1 golgi vesicular membrane trafficking protein-like. The transcript is spliced from 4 exons. NCBI's taxonomy places the organism in Eukaryota, Metazoa, Chordata, Mammalia, Carnivora, Odobenidae. The record is from RefSeq and is a predicted model, not a curated record. The coding region runs from base 121 to 456 and encodes 111 amino acids. Gene Ontology annotation, cellular component: SNARE complex; Golgi trans cisterna. Gene Ontology annotation, molecular function: SNAP receptor activity. Gene Ontology annotation, biological process: retrograde transport, endosome to Golgi; regulation of retrograde vesicle-mediated transport, Golgi to ER.
GGCCCGAGCGGAAGAGGCGGGGUCAGCGGGGUCUUCCUUGCGACUGCGCCACGUCCGGCGAGGCUGUGGCCGCGCGGCUGACCGAGGCCGGGGCCGGGGCCGGGGUCGGGGCCGGGCGCGAUGGCGGACUGGGCUCGGGCUCAGAGCCCCGCCGCUGUGGAGGAGAUUCUAGACCGGGAGAAUAAGCGGAUGGCCGACAGCUUGGCUUCCAAGGUCACCAGGCUCAAAUCGCUGGCCCUGGACAUCGAUAGGGACGCAGAAGACCAGAACCGCUACCUGGACAGCAUGGACUCGGAUUUCACAAGCAUGACAGGCCUGCUCACGGGGAGCGUGAAGCGCUUUUCCACAAUGGCACGGUCUGGGCGAGACAACCGGAAGCUUCUCUGUGGUAUGGCCGUGGGCCUGAUCGUGGCCUUUUUCAUUCUCUCCUAUCUCCUGUCAAGGGCAAGGACAUGAGCCACUAGGAGCUGACUUCUGUGGGUGCCUGGGGCAACCUGGGUCUUCCCCUGCCUGGUGUCCUAGGCUCCAGAGGACCUACCUGCAAAAUACUCCUUUGAAAUGAUGAUCGUGGCUUAGGGAUUUUCUUCCUCUCUGACGCGUUCAUGGCUGCCUCUGAUCGAGUGAGCUCAUAUUGGCUGGUCCCAUGUGUGUGAGGGUCUCUUUCC